AUGUCCUUCUGCUUCCGGGACCUCCCGGUCCCUAAGCCAACAGUUAGUGGCCUCGCCGGGCUUUUGGGCCCUUUUGAUCUUCGUGGCUGGGUGCCUUGCUGGCGCCGGAUAUUUGAUUUGAUUUGGGGGAGGCCAGCCUCCAAGGACAAGGAUCCUGAGGAUGCCCCCCCCGAAGAUAUUACUGUGGGCGAGCAGUCCGAGGGAACCCGCGAGGAGGUCCCCGCAGGGGAUCAUGCCGAAGUCCGUCCACCUGCUGUGACCCCCGAGAGCCCAAAGACCCCCGCCCCCCCCCCAAAAGACCUCCGCGCCCUCUAUCACACUGAAGAAGAAGGCACCGAAGAAGAAGAUGGACCCCGUAAAGUUGUCCAACCUGAGUACCUUCGUACGCAACACCUCCCACGGGGCAAAAGAGGCCGUGGUAGACCAGUCGCCAGCUGGGCUAGUUAG
Messenger RNA from Penicillium vulpinum, 447 nucleotides. RefSeq lists its product as uncharacterized. The transcript has 2 exons. The coding region runs from base 1 to 447 and encodes 148 amino acids. The record is from RefSeq and is a predicted model, not a curated record. Lineage: Eukaryota; Fungi; Ascomycota; Eurotiomycetes; Eurotiales; Aspergillaceae.